This is a messenger RNA of Macrosiphum euphorbiae (potato aphid), 504 nucleotides long. NCBI's taxonomy places the organism in Eukaryota, Metazoa, Arthropoda, Insecta, Hemiptera, Aphididae. The record is from the annotation of a GenBank genome assembly.
AUGCCAAAUAAGAUGAAAAGAAUCAACUGUGAUUGUAACAUAGUUGAAAUUCUUAAAGAUUUGAGCAUUUUUUCUUUGAAUCAAAUUAGAAAAUGUUCAAAUACUGCUUGUCAAAAACAAUUUGCAACAAUAACGUUCCCAUCAUUACUUUUUAAUUUUAAAGAUGAAAAAAUAAGUGAAUUGCAAACAUUGACGGACAAAUAUGACCGAUUCGAAGCCAACGAAAAACACUGCACCGAAGACAAUUGUAAAGGAAACAUAAUUUAUGAAAAAAUAUCCAACAACAUGUUGUUCAUAGCAAUUUCGUGUGAAAAUGAAAGUCCAAUACCAAAUGAAAUUAAAAAUUGCCAACUUGGAGACAUACCAAAUUUUUUACGCAUUGGAGAGAAGCUGUUAUAUCUGAGAGGCACAAUUGGGUAUUACCCACCUCUUUUAAAUACAAGGGCAAUUGGUCAUUAUGUGGGUUUUGCUAAACGAAGCAAUAUAUAUUGGGAAGUAAGUUAA